AUGGCCUCGAGGCGUCGGUCCAACCGCAACAUGCCCGAGAAUGUCUCGGGGUCGUGGCGGAUGGUCGAGGGCGAUAAUGAAAGCUUCGACACCUCCGUCGUUCCGGCACCUCAAGAUGAUGACGACGAUCACGCUGCCGACGAGGGUCCGCAUCAAGGUGCCUUCGAGCCAUCUACCCACCAAUCCUUCUCUGGGGCUAGACAUCUCCCCGCCCAUGACAGCAGCAGUUCUCGGUACGGUUCCCAGGACAGCGACGAUAAGAGUAAGGCUAUCAGCUCCCAGGACAGCAUUCGCGACUUCUCACGCCACCAAGAUGACCCGGAAAAUAUCCUGCGCUCUCCCUUCCGGCCGUCUAUGCCCGGCGUAGAGAAGAGCGACGGUCCCGAGCUUCGGAUGCCAAUCCUCGGAUCGGACGGCAGGGGCGGAGAUAGUGUACGCCGCAACCCCAGACGUCGAUGCACCACCAAGACCGAGAGCAGCACGGCGGGGGCAUCCGGUGGAAGGGCUUCAUCCAGAACCCGAGGCCAUAGACAUCGCUCUCCCGACUUGAACUCACAACCCAGAUUUGAGGUCUUGGGCCUCGCCCCUGCUGCCCUGAUGAACCUACUUCUGUGGGCCGCCAACGUUGCCCGUCUUGCCCUGGUGUAUGCCCAGAUGCCAGUGGCCAUUCUGCUGGCCGUGUGGAUCACUUUGGGCUCAUUAAUCAUGGUCGAGAACAUGGUCAAGCAGUCCAUCAAGACGUCUAUGUCACCGCUGUGUCUCCUCCCCGGCGCCGUAUCAGUCUUGCAUCUGCCAUUUUGUCCGUCCUCGGAUCCACACCAACCCCCCGCGGAUGACGAGCCGAGGAUGGUCGAGUUCGACGAUCUCAUGGGUGUCCAGGGAAAGCUGGAGCAGGUGCUGGAGACCAGCGCCGACGGCGUGUCGCUGCCGUACGAGAUGAAGCGAUCCGAGACAGCCAUCCGCGACCUGCGAACCCUGGUGCGGGCGAGCAACCUACAGUCGCGCGAGGAGCUGGUGCAGGAGUUUGGCAGCUACAUCGACGUGUCACGGCGCGCGGCCGCCGAUCUACAGCGCUUCAACACACACUGCGGCGCCACCGUCGACAGCGUCAUUGCCAUCAACCGCUGGACGUUGCGCUACCUCGACACGCUGGCACCCGCCAACGACCCCGUAUCCACGGACCUUGGGUUCAUGACACGCUGGUCGAACUGGGUCUGGUCGCCCUUUCUGCCCGAGAACCCCUACUACAACGACUUCAUGAUACUGAACAAGUACGUCGAGCACGCGGCGCACGUGUCGGAUCGCAUCACGACGCUGAUCCUCGAGGCGCAGACGGUGUUGGCCCUGCUUUCCCGCGCAGAGGACCACCUCGGCCUGAUCCACGAGCUGUCGUCGCGCGACGCCUCGGCCGUAGCCGACCGCCGCGAGGACACGCUCUCCCUCCUGUGGAGCAUGGUGGGCGGUAACCGCGCCCGCCUGCACAACCUGUCGCAGCAGAUGGCGCUCCUGCGACGCGUCAGCAUCCAGCGGUCCGACGCCAUGCGCCGCGUCCAGUCCCUCAUCCUCGAGCUCGAGGCCAUCCAGGCAGGGCUCGAGGACCUGCGCGAUAGGGUGGCGGCUCCGGAGCUCACGCUCUACGCAUUCAACACCAUGCCCCUCAGCGUCCAUAUUGAGACGAUUGACCGGGGUAUUCAGAGGUUGGAGGAUGCGAGGGCGAGGAUCACGGCUGCCGAGACGGAUCGUGUGCGGGAUGCCUUGUCAAGGGUUGGCAUUGUGAGUGAGCCAUGGUUGGAGGGGAGGUGA
Messenger RNA from Geosmithia morbida, 1803 nucleotides. RefSeq lists its product as uncharacterized. The record is from RefSeq and is a predicted model, not a curated record. The transcript has a single exon. NCBI's taxonomy places the organism in Eukaryota, Fungi, Ascomycota, Sordariomycetes, Hypocreales, Bionectriaceae. Bases 1 to 1803 code for a protein of 600 amino acids.